This is a messenger RNA of Nematolebias whitei (Rio pearlfish), 1291 nucleotides long. RefSeq names its product COP9 signalosome subunit 6 (gene cops6). NCBI's taxonomy places the organism in Eukaryota, Metazoa, Chordata, Actinopteri, Cyprinodontiformes, Rivulidae. The record is from RefSeq and is a predicted model, not a curated record. The coding region runs from base 27 to 977 and encodes 316 amino acids. The transcript is spliced from 10 exons. Gene Ontology annotation, biological process: protein deneddylation. Gene Ontology annotation, molecular function: metallopeptidase activity; protein binding. Gene Ontology annotation, cellular component: COP9 signalosome.
GGCGCUGUUGCCUAACACCGGACAAGAUGGCGACCAGCAAUGGUGGAGGAAUGGAAGUGGAUGGGGCAGCGAGCCCCAGUGUCAUGGCCUCAGGGGUCACUGGGAGCGUUUCUGUGGCCUUACACCCUCUGGUUAUUCUCAACAUAUCUGACCACUGGAUACGUAUUCGCUCUCAGGAGGGACGACCAAUGCAGGUGAUUGGAGCUCUGAUCGGAAAACAGGAGGGUAGAAACAUCGAAGUGAUGAACUCCUUCGAACUCAUGUCUCACACCAUAGAUGACAAAGUGCACAUUGACAAGGAGUACUACUACACCAAGGAGGAACAAUUUAAACAGGUCUUCAAAGACAUGGAGUUUUUGGGCUGGUAUACCACAGGUGGACCCCCAGACCAGUCGGAUAUCCACAUCCACAAACAGGUGUGUGAGAUCAUCGAGAGCCCCCUCUUCCUGAAGCUCAACCCAAUGACCAAACACACCGACCUUCCUGUUAGCGUUUAUGAAUCCGUUAUUGACAUCAUCAGCGGAGAGGCUACCAUGUUGUUUGCUGAGCUGACGUACACUUUAGCCACAGAGGAAGCGGAGAGAAUUGGCGUAGACCACGUAGCUCGAAUGACAGCCACCGGCACCGGAGAAAACUCAACCGUGGCUGAACAUCUUAUAGCUCAGCACAGUGCGAUAAAGAUGCUCCACAGCCGAGUGAAGAUCAUCCUAGAAUACGUCAAAGCCGUAGAAACAGGUGAGGUGCCAUUUAAUCACGAGAUCCUCCGUGAAGCAAACGCCCUGUGCCACAGACUGCCGGUCCUCAGCACCAUAAAGUUCAAAACUGACUUCUAUGAUCAAUGUAAUGACGUCGGCCUCAUGGCGUAUCUAGGAACCAUCACCAAGACCUGCAACAGUAUGAACCAGUUCAUUAACAAGUUCAACGUCCUGUACGACAGACAGGGCAUCGGCCGGAGGAUGAGAGGACUUUUCUUUUGAGCGGACAGGAAGCUGAAACAGAGAGGCAAACACACAAACUGCAUUUUUUUUUUCCUGUUUUAUUCUCUUUUUUGUUGUUUUGGUUGUAUUUUCAUGAGCUAAAAGAAACUUUUAAAGUAACUGCAGCUUUUCAACACCGAUGUACCAUUUUCAGCCACGAGUGUAUCCACAUGCACUUCAUGACAUGAAUCCGUAGGCGAUCCGUACGAACUCCUUCUACUCUCUGGGUUUGCACAGCAGUGAGAUCACUGUACAUGGACGUUAUCUUAUUUUACCCAGUUUGUUUGUUUCAUGUUUCUGUGUAAUAAAUGAUC